Messenger RNA from Monodelphis domestica (gray short-tailed opossum), 1079 nucleotides. Its product is annotated as olfactory receptor 6C2-like. Gene Ontology annotation, biological process: G protein-coupled receptor signaling pathway. Gene Ontology annotation, molecular function: G protein-coupled receptor activity; olfactory receptor activity. Lineage: Eukaryota; Metazoa; Chordata; Mammalia; Didelphimorphia; Didelphidae. The record is from RefSeq and is a predicted model, not a curated record. Gene Ontology annotation, cellular component: membrane.
GGUAGAGACCAUGGAGGAGUAAAAGUUACAUGUUUCCCUUUUCCCACUCACUCAUUGCUUAUUCUCAUUAUCUCCACAGAUACAGAUUCUUUAUUUUUCUUUAAUUUGCAGAAUCAUCAGAAUUCAUAAAUCAGGAAUGAGAAAUCACACAGAGUUAACAUUGUUCAUCCUACGGGGACUGACUGAUGACCCAAAGCUGCAGGUUUUGCUUUUUAUCGUUCUGUUUUUCAACUAUAUGCUCAGCAUAAUUGGAAACCUGACAAUCAUUACUCUCACCUUGGUGGAUCCCCAUCUGAAAACUCCCAUGUAUUUUUUCCUCAGAAACUUCUCCUUCUUAGAAAUCUCAUUUACAACAUCCUGCAUUCCCAGAUACCUCUACAGCAUAUCCACUGGGGACAAUACCGUUACUUAUAACGCCUGUGCUACACAACUAUUUUUAGUCAUCUUUCUUGGGGCAGCAGAGUUCUUUCUUCUAGCCACCAUGUCCUAUGAUCGCUAUGUGGCCAUCUGUAAACCUCUGCAUUAUACAACUAUCAUGAAUAACAAAGUAUGUAAUCGGCUCCUGCUGAGUUCCUGGCUGUCUGGGCUGCUGAUCAUUCUCCCACCACUUAUCAUGGGCCUCCAAUUAGAAUUCUGUGACUCCAAUGUUAUUGAUCAUUUUGCCUGUGAUGCAUUUCCCGUGUUAGAGAUUUCAUGCACAGACACAACUUUUAUAGAGAAGAUAGUUUUGAUUGAUGCUAUAUUGACACUCAUCAUCACCUUACUCUUUGUGAUUGGGUCAUAUGCCUCCAUCCUCAGGACUAUUUUGAAAUUCCCCUCUUCCCAGCAAAGACAAAAGGCCUUUUCUACUUGUUCAUCCCACAUGAUUGUUGUCUCCAUUUCAUAUGGCAGUUGCAUCUUCAUGUAUGUCAAAUCUUCUGCAAAUGAAAUGGUAGCUUUGAACAAGGUAGUGUCAGUUCUAAUGGGCUCUGUUGCCCCUGUGAUGAACCCCUUUAUUUAUACCCUGAGGAACAAACAAGUCAUACGAUCCUUUAAGGAUUUAGUUAAAAAGAUUGCAAUUCUCUCAAAGCAGUAAAAGA